CCAACCACUCACAAGACUUCUUCCUCCUACCUUCACAGAGAAAAAACCGAAAUCCGUUACAAAAAAAUUAAUUCUUUUCAACUACAGAAUAUUACACACACACACACACACACACACAGUGAUUUCUAAUCAUUUUUAAAAAUUUUUUGUGUAUGGCGUUAUACAUGGAUGAAGAGCAAGUAUGGAAAUGUCCAAAACAUCCAUCGAAACGACGUCGUAGUGGUAUAUGUCCAACAUGUCUCCGCGAACGGUUAAUAACUCUCUGCCCAGAAUGCGCCAAUACUCGCCCGUGCUCCUGCUGUCGUCACGACUCUUCAACAUUAUCGUCAUCAUCAUCCUCAUCUAAUUCUUCAUCCUCUUUUUCCAUAUUCCAGUUCUCUCGCGGGGGCAGCUUACGUGCCCCCGACACUGGAGCAGGCGAAACAGGGCGGGUUUCGACUCUCAUAGAAAGCGAGCCCGCCUUUCGCAAAUCGAGAUCCUUAGCUGUCCCCUUUCUUCGGUCCCGAUCAAAAUAUGUGGAUAAUGAUCAAGAGUUUAUUAAUAAUAAUAAUAAGCCUCCGUUAAUAUUGCCGCCUGUUAGUCGAAAGAAGAUUAAUUUCUGGUCUGUUUUUAAGGUUAGUAAAAACAAAAAAUGCGAUAUGCAUAGCGAUAAUGAUGAUCAUAAAUCUAAUACUACUCAAGACGAGGAUUAUUCAACAAUGAUGAUGAGGAGGUCCAGAUCGGUCGCAGUUGGUGGUGCCGAUCGUGAUAGUAAUUUUAGCCCCGCCGUAAAACGUCGCGGGUGGUAUUUUCCGAGUCCAAUAAAGGCCUUCCGGCAAUCCAAAUUACAACUACAUCAACGGUCGCCAAUGCAUAGAGGCUGAUUUCUAGGAUCAUCAUCCAUCAUUUUCUUAUGUUUAACGUUUCUUAAUUAAUUACGAGUACUUAUUUGCAUUUAUUCAUCGAAGCUACAUGAAAAAUAAUUGUUUAAAUAAUUAGUAACUAUUUACUGAUUUCGCUAUUAUUAUUGUAUUGUAUAUGUUUGGGUUUUUUAGAAA
Molecule: messenger RNA, 1037 nt
Organism: Erigeron canadensis
Lineage: Eukaryota; Viridiplantae; Streptophyta; Magnoliopsida; Asterales; Asteraceae
Exons: 1
Coding region: 153-863 (236 amino acids)
Source: RefSeq, a predicted model, not a curated record